UCCAGCAUCAUUUCUCUGCCUACACUCGCCGGCGCCGCUUCAGCGUCUCGCAAUUGUAGUCGAUCUUUUGGUUUAUCGUCGAGUCUUCGCGCCUCGGUUCUCGCCGCCUCACUUCGGUCCUCUCCGUCUGUCGGUCCCUCGCAUCGCUGAUUGUUUCUUGUCUCAAUAUUUUUUUCCAAGUGUUGAAGUUUGCCUCUGCAUGCUAAGUGCAAUACCGAACGCUGUUUAUCGAUUUGGUGAUGAUGCUAUGCCACAAUUGCUGACAGCAUUAUGACUUGCUUAGCGGAGUUAGCAAUGAGACAAACAAUCGUGAAAACAGGCCUUUAGUGCAUUUCCGGGUUACUUUCAUCAUGGCGACUCGUCUUCAGUUUGAAAACAACUGUGAAGUUGGUGUCUUUUCAAAACUCACCAAUUCUUAUUGCUUGGUUGCAAUUGGAGGCUCGGAAAACUUCUACAGUGCUUUCGAAACGGAAUUAGCAGAUGUUAUCCCGGUUGUUAAGACCUCAAUUGGAGGCACACGAAUUAUUGGGCGUCUAUGUGCUGGAAAUAAAAAUGGACUUCUCGUGCCUCAUACCACUACCGACCAAGAGCUUCAACACUUACGGAACAGUCUGCCCGAUCAAGUGGUAGUCCAGCGAAUCGAGGAACGUCUGUCAGCUCUUGGAAAUUGCAUAGCCUGCAACGAUCAUGUCGCACUUGCUCACACUGAUCUUGACAGGGAAACUGAAGAGAUAAUAGCCGAUGUUCUUGGAGUGGAAGUUUUCCGGCAGACAAUCGCGGGCAAUAUUCUUGUCGGUAGUUACUGUGCCUUCUCCAAUAGAGGCGGAUUGGUUCAUCCUCACACCUCGGUGGAAGACUUGGACGAGCUGUCGACUCUUCUCCAGGUCCCCCUGGUGGCAGGAACCAUCAACCGUGGUAGCGAAGUGAUAGCGGCGGGAAUGACGGUGAACGACUGGACCGCCUUUUGCGGGUCAGACACGACGGCCACAGAGCUCUCCGUCAUUGACAGCAUCUUCAAGCUGAGGGAGGCUCAGCCCAGCUCUAUCGUCGACGAGAUGAGGAAAUCUCUGAUCGACACCUACGUGUGAGUUUUACUUUCUCGUCCAUUUCUCUCUCUGGUCUGCGGGUGCACACGGUUACACACUCAAAGUGCCUUGUAUCAAAGAGUUUCCAGACCGCUUUGGCCUUUCUGCUUUUUAUAGUGCAAGAAUUUGCUCUGUUUUUUUUUUUGUGGGUUGAUGAAAAUAUUUUGAACUGGAAGUAGGCUAUAUAUAUAUAUCAACAGACAGAGGUAUAAAACAAAGUGCAAAUAUGUAAUAGAGAAAGAUACAGGGAGUUACGAGGUUGUGUAUAAUCAUAAUGGAAGGGAUGGACCGACCCAUCUUGCCCGA
Molecule: messenger RNA, 1391 nt
Organism: Tarenaya hassleriana
Lineage: Eukaryota; Viridiplantae; Streptophyta; Magnoliopsida; Brassicales; Cleomaceae
Product: eukaryotic translation initiation factor 6-2
Exons: 9
Coding region: 351-1088 (245 amino acids)
Biological process (GO): ribosomal subunit export from nucleus; maturation of LSU-rRNA; assembly of large subunit precursor of preribosome
Cellular component (GO): cytosol; nucleolus; preribosome, large subunit precursor
Molecular function (GO): ribosomal large subunit binding
Source: RefSeq, a predicted model, not a curated record